AUGUCCGUGGUACAGUCAGUAGUGGGACAACAAGUCCCACGACUGGUCUUUCCAAAUGGAGGGCAGUUGGGAAACUCGAGGGAUUUUGUCCUUGUUGAUUUUGUUGGUCUGGGUUGUAAAUCUUUUUCCGGGAAGAAGUCCCGCCGGAAAGUUGGAGUAUCGUACUCUACCCGCUCGACACGUGGUCUGACCGGAAAGCAGAGUCACUGGUCUUCUUCGCCCUCUAUCAGAGCUGUCCUUGAUCUUCAACGUGUUGGCACUUCUACUUCUUCUUCUUCCAACUCCGCUUCCACUUCCUCCUCUUCCGAUGAUGAUUUAAAACCCAAGGUUGCAAACUUGGAAGAUAUUAUUGCAGAAAGGGGGGCAUGUGGUGUUGGAUUUAUAGCCAAUUUAGAAAAUAAAGCAUCACAUGGGAUAAUUAAGGAUGCUCUUAAUGCCCUCGGAUGCAUGGAACAUCGUGGUGGUUGUGGAGCAGAUAAUGAUUCUGGAGAUGGUUCUGGAUUGAUGACAUCUAUUCCUUGGGAAUUUUUCAAUGAUUGGGCUGAGAAGCAGGGACUUGCAGCCUUAGAUACGUUGCAUACUGGUGUCGGAAUGGUUUUCCUUCCCAAAGAUGACGACCAAAUGAAAGAAGCAAAAAAAGUUAUUGAAAAUAUUUUUAAGCAAGAGGGUCUUGAAGUGCUUGGAUGGAGGCCAGUUCCUGUAGAUACUUCUAUUGUUGGCUUUUAUGCAAGACAAACCAUGCCUAACAUAGAGCAGGUGUUUGUUAGAAUUGGCAAAGAAGAAAAUGUUGACGACAUUGAAAGAGAACUAUACAUCUGUAGGAAGUUAAUUGAAAGAGCAUCAAACUCUGAAACGUGGGGUAAAGAACUCUACUUCUGCUCCUUGUCAAACCAAACCAUUGUGUACAAGGGAAUGCUACGGUCAGAAGUUCUUGGAAAGUUUUAUUUCGACCUACAGGAUGACCUUUAUAAAUCCCCAUUCGCAAUUUAUCACCGGAGAUACAGCACGAAUACUAGUCCUAGAUGGCCCCUGGCUCAACCUAUGAGGUUUCUUGGUCAUAAUGGGGAGAUCAACACCAUACAGGGAAAUUUAAAUUGGAUGCAAUCUCGAGAAUCGUCUUUGGAGUCUCCAGUAUGGCGAGGUCGUGAAAGUGAAAUUCGUCCUUUCGGGAAUCCAAAUGCUUCUGACUCGGCAAAUCUUGAUAGUACAGCAGAGUUGUUGAUUAGAAGUGGCCGUACUCCUGAGGAAGCUUUAAUGAUUCUAGUGCCCGAGGCAUACAAAAGUCAUCCUACACUAACGAUUAAAUAUCCCGAGGUUGUGGAUUUUUAUGAUUACUACAAGGGUCAGAUGGAGGCUUGGGAUGGACCUGCAUUACUCUUAUUCAGUGAUGGGAAAACAGUUGGAGCUUGUCUUGAUCGUAACGGGCUUCGUCCCGCUAGAUAUUGGCGCACAAAGGACAAUGUUGUCUAUGUAGCAUCUGAGGUUGGUGUGGUGCCCAUGGACGAGUCCAAAGUCACGAUGAAAGGCCGUUUAGGUCCUGGAAUGAUGAUCGCUGUUGAUUUGACUAGUGGUCAGGUUUAUGAAAAUACAGAGGUCAAGAAAAGAAUUGCAUCGUUGAAUCCGUACGGGAAAUGGGUUAAUGACAAUUUGAGAUCCUUGAAGCCUGUGAAUUUUCUUUCUGCUACUGUUUUGGAUAAUGAAGCAAUAUUGAGGCGUCAGCAGGCAUAUGGAUAUUCUAGUGAGGAUGUCCAAAUGGUAAUUGAAUCAAUGGCUGCACAAGGAAAGGAGCCCACAUUUUGUAUGGGCGAUGAUAUACCAUUGGCAGUGCUGUCUAGGAAGCCCCAUAUGAUAUAUGAUUACUUUAAGCAACGAUUUGCUCAGGUAACGAAUCCAGCUAUUGACCCACUUAGAGAAGGACUUGUUAUGUCUCUUGAAGUCAAUCUUGGGAAGCGUGGAAAUAUACUUGAAGUUGGACCGGAAAAUGCGUCUCAGGUGUAUCUGUCGAGUCCUGUGCUUAAUGAAGGAGAGCUAGAGUCACUGCUGAAAGACCCAAUUUUAAAAGCAGUAGUUUUGCCAACCUUUUUCGACAUUAGUAAAGGAGUUGAAGGUUCUUUGGAGAAGACAUUAUACAAGCUCUGUGAAGCAGCCGAUGAAGCUGUAAGGAAUGGUUCUCAACUUCUUGUUCUCUCAGAUAGAAGCGACGAGCCGGACCCAACUAAGCCUGCAAUCCCUAUACUACUUGCCGUCGGUGCUGUACAUCAACAUCUGAUCCAGAAUGGUCUCCGUAUGUCAGCUUCUAUUGUUGCAGAUACAGCGCAAUGUUUCAGUACUCAUCACUUUGCCUGUUUGAUAGGAUAUGGGGCGAGUGCUAUCUGCCCUUAUCUUGCAUUAGAAACAUGUCGACAAUGGCGUUUGAGCACCAAAACCGUGAAUCUGAUGAGAAAUGGAAAAAUGCCCACUGUAACAAUUGAACAGGCUCAAAAGAACUUCUGCAAGGCUGUGAAAGCCGGCCUUCUCAAGAUACUCUCUAAAAUGGGUAUCUCACUGCUCUCAAGUUAUUGUGGUGCGCAAAUUUUUGAAGUCUAUGGAUUGGGAAAAGAGGUUAUUGACAUGGCAUUCUGUGGGAGUGUUUCCAGCAUAGGUGGACUAACCUUGGAUGAGCUGGCAAGGGAAACACUGUCUUUUUGGGUAAAGGCAUUCUCAGAGGAUACUGCAAAAAGGCUUGAAAAUUUUGGCUUCAUACAAUUCAGACCCGGAGGUGAGUAUCACGGUAACAACCCAGAAAUGUCAAAACUGCUUCAUAAAGCUGUUAGGGCAAAGAGUGAAAGUGCAUAUUCAGUUUAUCAGCAGCAUUUGGCUACCCGACCUAUAAAUGUUCUCCGAGAUCUUCUUGAAUUCAAAAGCGAUCGUUCUCCUAUUCCAGUUGGAAAGGUUGAACCUGCUUCAUCUAUUGUAAUGCGUUUUUGUACUGGUGGAAUGUCCCUUGGAGCUAUUUCAAGGGAAACUCAUGAAGCAAUAGCAAUCGCAAUGAAUAGGAUCGGUGGAAAAUCUAAUUCAGGUGAAGGUGGCGAGGAUCCAAUUCGCUGGAAGCCACUUACUGAUGUCGUUGAUGGUUAUUCUCCAACACUCCCACACCUUAAAGGUCUUCAAAAUGGUGAUACAGCUACAAGUGCUAUCAAGCAGGUUGCCUCGGGGCGCUUUGGUGUUACUCCAACCUUUUUAGUCAAUGCCGAUCAAUUAGAAAUCAAAAUUGCUCAGGGUGCAAAGCCUGGUGAAGGUGGACAAUUGCCUGGAAAAAAAGUUAGCGCAUAUAUUGCACGGUUAAGAAACUCAAAGCCUGGUGUUCCCCUAAUAUCCCCCCCUCCUCACCAUGAUAUUUACUCUAUUGAGGAUCUUGCUCAGUUGAUAUAUGAUCUUCAUCAGGUCAAUCCCAGGGCAAAGGUCUCUGUCAAGCUUGUUGCAGAAGCUGGUAUUGGCACAGUGGCUUCAGGAGUGGCGAAGGGUAAUGCUGAUAUUAUUCAGAUAUCAGGGCAUGACGGGGGAACCGGAGCCAGUCCUGUGAGCUCCAUCAAGCAUGCAGGCGGUCCUUGGGAACUUGGACUGACUGAAACUCAUCAGACACUCAUUCAAAAUGGGCUUAGAGAAAGGGUCGUUCUCAGAGUUGAUGGUGGCUUCAAAAGUGGAAUGGAUGUCAUGAUGGCUGCUGCAAUGGGAGCUGAUGAAUAUGGAUUUGGUUCUAUAGCAAUGAUUGCCACUGGCUGUGUCAUGGCUCGUAUCUGCCAUACAAAUAACUGUCCUGUCGGUGUUGCUAGUCAGAGAGAAGAACUAAGGGCUCGUUUUCCUGGUGUGCCUGGAGACCUUGUCAACUACUUUUUGUACGUGGCUGAAGAGGUGCGAGGCACAUUGGCGCAGCUGGGGUAUGAAAAACUGGAUGAUGUUAUUGGGCGCACUGAUCUAUUAAGAGCUCGGGAUGUCUCAUUGAUGAAAACUCAACAUCUUGAUCUUGGCUACAUUCUUUCUAAUGUCGGAUUACCAAAAUUGAGCAGCACCGCCAUCCGGAACCAAGAUGUACACACCAAUGGUCCUGUUCUGGAUGAUAAACUACUGUCAGAUCUGCAGAUCUCAGAUGCAAUUGAGAACGAAAAAGUGGUUGAUAAAACAGUGGAAAUAUACAAUGUGGACCGUGCUGUUUGUGGCCGCAUUGCUGGCGUGGUUGCAAAGAAAUAUGGUGACACUGGUUUUGCUGGGCAGCUGAAUAUAACGUUUGUAGGGAGUGCUGGGCAAUCAUUUGCUUGUUUUCUCAUUCCUGGAAUGAACAUCCGACUUGUAGGAGAAGCUAACGACUAUGUUGGAAAGGGUAUGGCUGGCGGUGAAUUGGUUGUAACUCCUGUUGAAAAUACUGGUUUUUGCCCCGAAGAUGCUACUAUAGUAGGGAAUACGUGCUUGUAUGGAGCUACAGGCGGUCAAGUGUUUGUUAGAGGGAAAGCAGGGGAGCGUUUUGCUGUUAGAAACUCACUUGCUCAAGCAGUUGUAGAAGGCACUGGUGACCACUGUUGUGAAUACAUGACUGGAGGUUGCGUGGUGGUGCUUGGAAAAGUGGGUAGAAAUGUUGCUGCUGGCAUGACUGGAGGUUUAGCCUACAUCUUAGAUGAAGAUGAUACACUUAUCCCCAAGGUUAACAAGGAAAUUGUGAAGAUCCAGAGAGUGGUGGCUCCCGUCGGACAGAUGCAACUUAAGAGUCUAAUCGAGUCCCAUGUUGAGAAAACUGGAAGUACAAAAGGCUCUGAAAUUCUUAAGGACUGGGACAAAUAUUUGGCGCUCUUUUGGCAGCUGGUUCCACCAAGUGAAGAAGACACUCCAGAGGCUUGUGCAGAGUACGAGCAAACUGCCACUGAACAGGUGACUUUGCAAUCGGCAUAG
Oldenlandia corymbosa var. corymbosa is the source of this 4920-nucleotide messenger RNA. The record is from the annotation of a GenBank genome assembly. NCBI's taxonomy places the organism in Eukaryota, Viridiplantae, Streptophyta, Magnoliopsida, Gentianales, Rubiaceae.